AUGGAGACGGACACCGGCCUUUCCGGCAAGUCCAGCGUGGGCAAGGAGGCUUGGAGCUUUGCAGCUGGCACCUGUGGCGGAUUGAUUCCCGCUCCGGCAGAGUGCCAUGGCCUUGAGUGGAUUCGGGGCUCCGGUCCCGCCGCCUCGAGGGCGAUGAGACCGGGGCGCGGCAAGCGGAAGAAGCCGAAGCGGGAGCCUGCGGAGGGAGCAGAGGUCCCGGAUGCACCGCGGAGCCUGUUCUUCCUUAGCCAUGCGUGGCUCGCCAGCCCGAAGCCGGUGCUGGCAAUUGGCUUGGUGCUGGUGAACCUGGUACUGCUCUCUCGGAACGCGGGCCUUCUUGAGGUGCAGCCAGCCCCGCAAGUCCCACGAUUACGGCGCCCGGCGCCUCAAAGCGUGGUGCCCGGGCCGGCCGCGCCUCCACCCUUGUCACCCUCGGCGCGCCCGGCUUCCACGUCCGCGGCGCAGACCGGAGUGGUGGCCAAGCCGGCAGGAGACGAGGAUGCUAGCGGGCUCAUCGCCGAGGCACUGCGACGCAACGGGAGCCACGUGGUCCGGUUCCUGAGCCCCGCCUGGCGCCUGCCGUUGGCGAUGCUGGCGAAGGGCCAGCAGCGGCCCUACGAGGACAAGUUCCAAGAGGUGAAUCUCACCCACGGGCAGUACCAGGCGCACGAGAACGUGGUCUUCGUGUCGGCGUGCAGCGCGCACGAGAUUCACAAGACGGACAUCCCCUUUGAGGAUUUCCUGCAGGAGAAGGCUGCCUACAUGCGCAUGGCUUGUCCGGCAGAGCGGGCGGCCCAGAACGUGGAGUCCAAGCGGGUGGUCAUCUACAUGAACCUCCGGGAGAGUGGCUACUUUGGCCAUGCCAUGGAUAACGUGCUGCCCCGUGUGGCAGCGAUCAUGGAUGGCGUCCUGAAAGGGCACAGCUUGAGUCUGGUGCUGCCCCCGCUGGGCAAGCGCUCCAUGAGCGCCAACACCCAGCUGCUGGGCCGGGCGCUGGGCAUCGAGGUGCUGCAGCAGGUGCCCUCGGCGCCCCACCGGACGCUGGGCCUCAGCGGCGUGGCGCCGUGGAGCGCCUCGGCCCGGCGCUGGCUGCAGCGGCGGAUCCGGCAGAGCCCGCUGCUGGCGGAGGCGCAGCCGGCCGUCUGCCAGGCGCCCCCCGGCUGCGCCUGCGGCUCCGGCGGCUCCGGCGGGAUCUUCGUGGGCCGCAAGGGCUCGCGGAACUCGCGGCCCCUACCUGGCGCGGAGCUGUUGGAGGCCGCUUUCGCCCGGCGGGGCUUCCGCAUCGUUUCGGACGCCUCUGCGUUGCCCUUGGCAGAGCUGGCGAAGGCGUUGUACGGCACCUGCCGCCUCGCCGGGUUCUCUGGCACGGGGAUGCUGAACAUGAUCUUCCUGCCGCCCCAGGCUUCUGUCGUGGAGCUGAAUCCCCACAUGGUCUACGCCAAUUCCUGGCUCUGGGCGCAUACCUUGGGCUACUGCUACUGCCAGGUCCUGCCCCGGGCGGUGGACGCGGAUUCCGCGGAGCGGUGGGCGGCCCUUGCCCUCGGGGUAGCCAGCGAAGUCGAAAUCGAAAAGAGCGAUGCACGGCCGCCGAAUCGCAUCGGAAUCGUCGGUGUUGAGGAGUCGCACCGUCUGCGCUUCUCGGCCGCGGAGAGGGUGCUGUACCUCUUCCGGCAACAAGACGAGCCAAGCAGCAAGCCGCGCCGCGCCGAGGCCUUGCUGCCUCUCUGCAGCUGCGCCGAGGCGCCGGCGGUGUUGCUGGAACGGCUGCGGGCGGAGGUGGCCGGGCAGCUCCGGGCCAAGGAGGCGGAUGCAACGCUAGCAGCAGCGCAGAUGGCGGACUUUGAGCUGAGGCUGCAAGUGGCGCAGCUGGCUCGGGGCCUGCCGGGCCUUGAGCGGGAGGCGCUGCUGUGCGCCGCCCACGGGGCGGCCGCGCAGCUGCGGGGGCUGGUGCAGGAGCAGGCGGCAGAGCCGCUAGAGGCACAGCUGCGGCGCCUGGCGCAGCAGGUGGUGGCUGGCGCGGACGCGGACCCGGAGGAGCUGGAGGGCCUGCGGCCGCCCAAGCACACCGCCGCGUGCCAGGCCUGUCAGCAGCUGGCCGGCGACAGCAGCGCCGGCGCUCCGUCCGGGCGCCGGGCGCGCCUGGCGCUGCAGCGGGCGGAGAAGGCGCUGGCGGCAGCGCAGCGGCAGAGCGCGCGGCUGCAGGCGCUGCUGCAGGUUGCGGGCCUGGAGCCUAUCGCCGGGGAUGCGCCGGAGGUGGCCUUCCCCGCGGAGGAGGUUCGCCGGGAGAGCCGACAUCCCGCGAAGGUGGAGGCGGUGCUGGCGGAAGUGCGGAAGUUGGGGCCAAGGAGCCAGUGCCUGGUGUUGGGCAGUGCGCCGCUCCUGAAGAAACUCCAGGAGCUGCUUGAGAGCUCGGAAGCUCCGCUGGAGGUUUGCUGGCUGCCGGAGGGCACGGGCGAGGGCAAAGGCGAGCGCCGGGUGCUGCUGGCGAGCGCGGAGUUUUGCGAGAAGCGGCGCCGCGUGCCGUGGGACGGCGAAGCAGUGCGGCACGUCUUCCUGACGCAGCCGCUCAAGGGUCCGCUGGAGCGAAGGGUGGCGGUGGAAGCGGCGGUGGUCCACCGCUUCUGGGUCGCCCAAACCGUGGAAGAAGAGCUUCACGCCAGCUGA
Messenger RNA from Effrenium voratum, 2664 nucleotides. The record is from the annotation of a GenBank genome assembly. NCBI's taxonomy places the organism in Eukaryota, Dinophyceae, Suessiales, Symbiodiniaceae.